Molecule: messenger RNA, 3154 nt
Organism: Callorhinchus milii (elephant shark)
Lineage: Eukaryota; Metazoa; Chordata; Chondrichthyes; Chimaeriformes; Callorhinchidae
Gene: ptdss1b
Product: phosphatidylserine synthase 1b
Exons: 13
Coding region: 222-1658 (478 amino acids)
Biological process (GO): phosphatidylserine biosynthetic process
Molecular function (GO): L-serine-phosphatidylethanolamine phosphatidyltransferase activity
Source: RefSeq, a predicted model, not a curated record
CUCCUCCUCCUUCCGUUUCACCAUGAAUGCCGCACGCGCAGCGUCGCUCGGCGAGACCAGCCCGGAGCCCCGGCCAUCCGACUGAGAAGUGACGGGCGGAGGCGGUCGGGCUGGUACGGGGAGGGACGGGGCGGGGAGGAGAGGAGAGGGGGGGGGGGAAACAGGACAACAACAGGGGGAAGGAGGGAGGAGGGUCUGGGGCAGCGUUUGGAAGAGCAGCGAUGGCGUCUCACGCAACCAGCAGGACCAUCAGCAAGGACGAUGUGAACUACAAACUGCAUUUCCGUAUGAUCAACGAGCAGCAAGUGGAGGACAUCACCAUCGACUUCUUCUACAAACCGCACACCAUCACUCUGCUCACCUUCACCAUCGUCAGCCUCAUGUAUUUUGCUUUCACCAGGGAUGACACAGGGCCAGAAGAUAAUAUAUGGAAGGGGGUACUUUCUGUGCUAUUCUUUUUUCUAAUCAUAAGUGUACUGGCAUUUCCCAAUGGCCCAUUCACACGCCCACAUCCAGCAAUAUGGAGGAUGGUUUUUGGCCUCAGUGUGCUUUAUUUCCUUUUUCUGGUGUUCCUGCUGUUCUUGAAUUUAGAACAAGUGAAAUCUGUCAUGUAUUGGCUGGACCCUAAUCUGCGAUAUGCCACACGGGAAUCUGAUGUGAUGGAAUAUGCAGUGAACUGCCACGUCAUCACUUGGGAGAGGAUUGUCAGCCAUUUUGAUGUCUUUGCCUUUGGCCACUUCUGGGGCUGGGCUAUGAAAGCAUUGCUGAUUCGCAGCUAUGGGCUCUGUUGGACUAUCAGCAUCACUUGGGAGCUAACAGAGCUCUUCUUCAUGCAUCUGUUGCCAAACUUUGCUGAAUGCUGGUGGGACCAGAUCAUUCUGGAUAUCUUGCUCUGCAAUGGGGGCGGCAUUUGGUUGGGAAUGGUGGUCUGUCACUUCUUAGAAAUGCGGACUUAUCACUGGGGAAGUUUCAAGGCAAUUCACACCACAAGUGGGAAGCUGAAGCGAGCAGUGCUGCAGUUUACUCCAGCCAGUUGGACAUAUGUCCGAUGGUUUGACCCAAAAUCUUCCUUUCAGAGAGUGGCUGGGAUUUACCUCUUCUUGAUUAUAUGGCAGCUGACGGAACUUAAUACCUUUUUCUUGAAACACAUAUUUGUGUUCCAAGCCUGCCACCCACUGAGUUAUGGUAGAAUCCUCUUCAUUGGUGUGAUCACAGCUCCAACUGUACGACAGUAUUAUGCAUAUCUCACAGACACUCAGUGCAAACGGGUUGGGACUCAAUGCUGGGUAUUUGGUGCCAUUGCCUUUCUGGAAGCGAUUGUGUGCAUUAAGUUUGGUCAAGACUUAUUCUCCAAGACCGUGGGAUUGUACGUCAUUCUUUGGCUUGUGUGCAUGGCUUUGAUUACCUUCCUGUGCCUCUAUGGAAUGGUCUGGUACGCUGAAUAUUAUGGACAACGGUACAAGACCUUUUCCGAGUGCGAAGACUCAAUCAACAGCCCUGACUCCUCACCGAUACAUUCCGAGAUCUUCGCUAAAGGGGAAGGAUCUUCUGCUGCUUCAUUACACCUCACCUCAACAGACUCUCGAGUAACGAAACGGAGAAAGGGCUCCGGGAAAACUAAAGUCAGCAAUGGUCUCGGCAGGAAGAUUUCAAAAUGAUGAAGGCUAUGAUGGAGCCGAGGAAAUUUUCGGAGCUGGAUCCAAAACCAUGUUGAGUGCCAAUGAGCACGAGGAAAAUGAUGUCAGAAAUAGACUGUAUCAGGAGCUAUGGCUGGUACAUGAUGAAUAAUAACCUCUUUCACUGUUCGCUACAGUUGCUUGUGAUGCAGUGAAAUACUUUCAUGUUACAUUUUGUGUAUUUUAUUUUAAAGAAAUAUGAAAAAUAAGGAAGAAAUGCCUUUUUUUAUAUUUCAGGUUUUUUUUUCUUUCUUGCAAUUAAUUAUAGGGGUGAAAAAUGCAGAGCUGUGAUACCAAGAAGUAUUUUACACCCUAUUUCACUUUGAUUGAUUAAAGUUGAGUUGUAGAACUAGCAGUAACCUAUGUUCGAGUUGGCUGUUAACCUUAGUGAACAGAUUACUGAACAGGAGAUUGAAUGAAGCACAUACUUUAUGCACUUUCUGACCGGCAAGUCUUGUACAUGAAAAAUGCAUGAAAAAUGUGCCCAUUUUGUGCCAAGUGUAUUGCUAUCCAUGUUGCUUUGGCAGAAUGCUAUCAAACAACUCAUUUCAACUUCCUUUUCUGAAAUGUUCCUAAUUCACUUUGGAUUACAGAACUGACCGCUGCAUUUGAACACUUCUACGAAUCCAUCUCCAGAUUUAAUUGUGUGCAUAAAUAUGUGCGAAAGGAAAGUUUGUCUGAUGCCCUGGCCAAUAAUUCCCCAAAUAAAAUUGGUCAUUCACUUCAUGGUUGUUUGCAGACCAUUGCUUGGCACAAAUUAUCUGCCAAGUUUCCAUACAAAAUAGUCAUUACACUUAGAGUAAAAUUCUAUGAAGUGCUUCGAGAUGUUUUUCUGCCAUGGAAGGCGCUAUAUCAAAUUAAGAAUUCCUGUUAUAAUUUAAUUUAUUUUCAUUCCAUUUAUUUCCAUCCAACAAAAAAGGGAAUUCAGUAUAGAUUACAUUUUGUUAGAUUUCAUUUCAGUUUAAAGGAGACAAUACUGGACAUUUUUUGUGUGCAUGUUUCAUUGCAUAAAUGUAAAUACAAGCAGUCAAUUAAUCUCAUCUUCAUUGUUUCAGAAGUUGCUUUUGCUUUAGGUUAAUUUUUUCUUAAUUUUUUGUCCACUUGUAAAUUCUAUUUACAGUAAGGAUAGUGCUAAAGAAGGUGUGAGUGUGUGUGUUUAUACGCGUGUGUGUGUGCAGUGAAGCACAGGAUAAUGCAGUAUCUUUUUAUGGCCAUUCUGUGUUUGCACAAUUAGUUCUAUCAGAAAUCAUAAGUGAAUCACUGUGUGGAUCAGGACAUUGUAUUGAGAAGCUUGCACAAUGCACACCGGUUCAGCUACUAUUGACAGCAGCAUGCACAGUUUUGCUUGUUCAGUGUAUUUGCCAGUCAAUGUAUGGAUAUAUUUUUCCAUUAUAAACUGUGACUGCUUUUUCUCAGGAAAAUGUUACAUUUGUGAUACUAACUAGACUGGAGUUUGAAAUAAAGUGCAUUAAAAGCUA